This is a messenger RNA of Passer domesticus (house sparrow), 3674 nucleotides long. It is a transcript of the gene B3GNT9, whose product is annotated as UDP-GlcNAc:betaGal beta-1,3-N-acetylglucosaminyltransferase 9. The coding region runs from base 379 to 1626 and encodes 415 amino acids. The record is from RefSeq and is a predicted model, not a curated record. Gene Ontology annotation, cellular component: Golgi membrane. NCBI's taxonomy places the organism in Eukaryota, Metazoa, Chordata, Aves, Passeriformes, Passeridae. The transcript is spliced from 3 exons. Gene Ontology annotation, molecular function: UDP-glycosyltransferase activity; hexosyltransferase activity.
CAGCCCCAUCCCAGCCCCGCUCCCAGCCCCAUCCCGGCCCUCUCCGCUCGCUGCCGGCGGGGAGCGGCCCCGACCCGCCGCGCUGCUCCGCGCCCCCGGGCUGUGCUGGGCUGUGCUGGGCUGUGCUGGGCUGGGCUGGGCUGUGCUGUGCUGUGCCGGGCUGGCAGGCUGAGCAAUGCCUCCUCUCGCUCGCCGCCUCCAGCUGUGCCUGCUGGCAGCGGCUGCACGCCCCGCACCGAGCGGACGCGGGAUCGGCGCUGUCGCAGGGGCUUUGAAGAACUAAUCAAAUAAGAUAGAAGAUCUCCAGGAAAAGUAUGGACAGUGGUGCCAGGCAGCUCAAACACAGCUUUUAGCAGUCCCAGGAACACCGGAGAGACAAUGAGAGUUCGCCUCAAAGGGGAUGUGAUCUGCACCCUCUUCCUGCUGGUGGCGCUUUGUUCUUUGCUCUACUCCCAGCUGGAGCAUUUAGUCCCGGCAGGAAAGAAGGAGCCAGCACAGAGCAAGCCUCAAGUGGCACCAAAAACAUUCUCUGAUCCCAGAGCACCUCGGAGGCUGAUGCCAGCAGAGGCAACUGCACCCCGACCUCAAGUUACCCCUGUCAUGAGACAAACAGAAGUGGCCAAAACCAGGGUCCAAACCACAACUCCACCCCCACUCACUGAUUCUGCCUUCAACUUCAAGCUCUAUCUCCUAAACAAGGAUAACAGGAACUUCAACCUCCUCAUUAACCAGCCCAGGAAAUGCCGAAAGACAGCGGGCGGUCCCUUUCUGCUCAUUGCUAUCAAAUCUCUCGUUGAAGACUUUGACAGGCGUGAGAUUGUCCGGAAAACUUGGGGCAGGGAGGGUUUGGUGAAUGGGGAGCAGAUCCAGCGAGUGUUCCUCCUGGGAACACCAAGGAAUAGGACAGUGCUGGCAACGUGGGAGACCCUGAUGCACCAGGAGAGUCAGACAUACCGGGACAUUUUGCUCUGGGACUUCAUGGACACUUUCUUCAACCUGACCCUGAAGGAGAUCCACUUCCUGAGCUGGGCUGCUGAAUUCUGCCACAACGUGAAAUUUAUUUUCAAAGGCGACGCCGAUGUCUUCGUCAACGUCGAGAACAUUGUUGAUUUCCUCAAGAGGCACGAUCCCACUGAAGACCUCUUUGUUGGGGACAUCAUCUACAACGCCCGUCCCAUCCGCGUCCGCAAGAGCAAAUACUUCAUCCCAGAGACCAUGUAUGGGCUGAGCAUCUACCCCGCCUACGCCGGGGGAGGAGGGUUCCUGCUGUCCAGCUGCACCAUGAGGAAGCUCUCCAGGGCUUGCAGGGAAGUGGAGCUCUUCCCCAUUGAUGAUGUCUUUUUGGGCAUGUGCUUACAGAGAAUCAACCUCAAGCCCAUUUUGCACGAAGGGUUCAAGACCUUUGGCAUUGUUAAGCCUUCUGCUGCCCCACACCUGGAGACGUUUGAUCCCUGUUUUUACAAAGACCUCAUGGUGGUUCAUAGCCUGAAAGUUGCUGAGAUCUGGCUGAUGUGGAACCUGCUCCACAGCCCACGGCUUUCCUGCACUCAGAAGAAGCAGGUGAAGAAGCCUUUCCAGUGGAAGAGGAAAGCUCAGAUAACAACACCAGCAUCACCCCCCAGAUAAUGCAGGCAGAGGGCAGCACACACAGCAAACCAGCCAAGAAAGGGAGCCUGGAACUGGCACUGCCCAGCAAACCAACCUCCUGAGUAUUUUAGCACAUCUUAUUUACAACAUUAAGAAAAGACAACAAACAAUUGCAGGAAUUUGCCCAAAUUCCACAUUUGCACAUGCAUAUCAAGUGGGUCCCUCUGUACUAAUGAGUCCAAAUAAUCAUAACAUAUAUAUAUAUAAUUUAUUAUUAUUUAUUAGGAUUAUAGUAGUGCUUAGUGGGACAAUGUGUAAAAGCACAUUGAAAAAUGCAGUCCUUGGACAUUUUUUCAGCAUGGUUAGAAGUGUGAGAAAUGAAAGAAGACACAGGCUAAGAACAGACACCAGGGAGCAGAGGGAUCCUUGUCAACUUGCUACUUGACUUGGACUCAUUGAAAAAUGACCAAACAGGAACUAGGGUACAGGAAAUUGAGUCCCUUUAGUGUCUGCUCAGAUCACAUCACUGCUGCCUGCUUGGUUUUCCACAGGCCUUGUAAGAAGAGAACAAUAACAGCUCUUGAAAUGGGGUCCUACAGCUGCAGUUCAGGUGGAUUACAGGAAAUCAAACUGGGUGCUGAGGCUGGUGUGGCUGGUGGAGCAAAGGACAGGUAAGCAGAUAACUAGAAAGGAGCAGACUUACAAAGGGUCUUUAGAGAAUGGACAAGAACUUCGAGUUGAUCACUUUGAGUCUUGAUUUUCCAUCAUUCUUCUCAGUUCAAAUACCUGCUCUAUUGACAUACUCAAGAUUCAGGGGACCAGUGGAGCAGGUUUUGGCACUUCCCUGAGCUCAGGCUCUCUGCACUGCACUGGCUGACGUUCAGGGAAAAUUCAGAAGUCAUCAGCAGGAUCUGAUUGCUCUCAUGAUCUGACCCAGAUUUUCAGAAGAUUUGCAUGUGGAGAGAUCCUUUGGCCUUUGCUUAUAAGCAUAACCCCACACAGAGCUGCUGCUUGCAUCACAUUUGGGAGCUGCUUCAAACCAGAGUGGACUGGGCUGGUUUCUACAGACCUUGGUCUCUUGCUCAGCACAGCCAGCUGCAGAGGGCAGCCAGGACUUUCAUACUGCUGCGGGUGUCUUGUGAAGGCAGAAAGUUUCCAGACAAAAGGACUUCAGAAUAAAAGUCCAUCUAAAUUUAUUGCAAGAAAUCAAAACCACACAGCAAUCUUUCUGUUGGGCUUUCCAAGGUUCAGUCAGGAACUUUUUGAGUAUUUUAAGCAUCAGACAAGAACACUGAAUUGCUCAGUUUUUCAAAGUACAGUCCAGACUUUGAUGCAUUUUGUUUUUCCCAACAGCAGACUACCUUAGAAGAAUAUACUUUUAUCAGACAUCAAAGCAGAAGUGAAUUCCUCUAAAUCAGGGUUACAAAGCUGUGAAAUUCAUGAGACAAAGAGCCUGAAUUCACCUCUGAUACUGUGUUUGUUAAUUCUUUUACAAGUUUUUACCCCCUCAACAAAACUCCUGUCCAUCAGAGAACCCCUGAGGAUGGCACAUCCACACAGCUUCAAAGGGAACUACAAUCAGUCAUAAAAGCCCCAAGUUCCUUUUCCUUGCACAGAGCCUGCAGCACAGCUGCCUUUCAUAUCCGUGUGUGAGCUCCCUCCCUGCCUCCCUCCCUGCACAGUUUGGGCUCAGUGCUGGCACUGACAAUGCACAGAGAGAGCAGCAGGCUGGGAAACAGCCAGUGGACAACAGCUUUACACAUUGCUAAUCUUCAUCAUGAGUUCAAGCCUUACAACAAUGAGUUUCCAAGAAAUCAGCUUUAUGGAAAUGGAAAGAUUUCUACAUUUGAGAUAUUUUCAGGAUGCAAUCCUGAAAUACAAAAUGUUCACAUGAGCUUCACAAGGAGCUUUGCAGGGUGUGGAACUAAGCCAAAGCCUCACUGGUAGGACAAAAUCACCCCUGCCCCUGUCUGCUAUCAUGUGUGAUACUUGUGUAUUUAUGAGAUUGUACAAAAUGUAUUACCUGGGAGUAGUUUACAGUUUGGGAAGUUAUUUAUACCAUCAUUAAAAGACAGCAUGCAGAUGUG